AUUAAUUUCUCGAGUUAGCAUCAUUGAAAGUAGCACGUUGCACGGAUAGCGAAAUUUGCUUGCGUGUUGAUUGGAACAAAGAGAUAUACGCGAUAUACCCGGAAAUUUGCAAAUAAUGGCAGCCUGUUUAAGUCAAGAAAAAGUCUGGGACAAAUCCCGGUAUGCCAACGCCGAACGUCAAUACUAUGAGUUAAUGAGCAAGGGUUCAUCGUCUGCUAACCCCACAAACAUAUUGGUAUCGGAAAUUGCAAAGGCCAGGGAACAAAUCAAGAUCUCUUUGGAAAAGAUGGGCGGUAUCUCCGAUGCUGGAUCGUGCCAAAUACAGUCGGAAAUUUUGAGCCGUUUGGCCCAACUUGAAGACGAGAACUCCAAAUUAAAGAGUUUGGUGGCCAGUUUGAACGGUCUUUGCUUGGAUUCACAAAAGAGAAUCAAAGCUUUGGAAGCUACAUUAUGCAACAAGUCGGCGGGCGCUGCCACAAGCAAACCAGCUCCAGCUGCAAAGGAGUCCAAAAAGUCAGACGAUGACGAUGGCGUCGAUUUGUUUGCCUCCGACAGCGAGGAAGAAUCCGAAGAAGCUGCACGCAUUAGGGAAGAACGCCUAGCAGCAUAUGCCAAAAAGAAGGAAAAGAAACCCGCACUUAUUGCCAAAUCCAGUUUAGUGUUGGAUAUUAAGCCCUGGGACGAUGAGACUGAUUUAGGUGAAAUGGAAGCCGAAAUAAGAAAGAUUACUACAGAUGGCCUUUUGUGGGGCGCAUCCAAAUUAGUUCCAGUUGCCUUUGGCAUUAAAAAGUUGAGCAUUAGUUGCGUCGUCGAAGAUGACAAGGUUUCAAUCGAUUGGCUGACCGAAGAAAUUGAGAAACACGAGGACUUUGUCCAGAGUGUUGACAUUGCCGCUUUCAAUAAAAUUUAAAGCCAUUUCUUAACUCUUUGGAUACAUAUUAAGCGUGAAUGUGAAAUUAAAACUUCAAUAAAAAAAAUGCGAAUGUUCGAAUUUUUUACCACUUACAAA
Molecule: messenger RNA, 1009 nt
Organism: Stomoxys calcitrans (stable fly)
Lineage: Eukaryota; Metazoa; Arthropoda; Insecta; Diptera; Muscidae
Product: probable elongation factor 1-delta
Exons: 1
Coding region: 116-910 (264 amino acids)
Biological process (GO): translational elongation
Cellular component (GO): eukaryotic translation elongation factor 1 complex; cytosol
Molecular function (GO): guanyl-nucleotide exchange factor activity; translation elongation factor activity
Source: RefSeq, a predicted model, not a curated record